ACCGACCGCUAGUUCUGCGAUAUCUACACCCAAACCACAAGAGGGCAAUAGCGAUGCACCACCUUCUAAAAUAAUCACUACCUUCGCGACGCUUACACCUAAACCACACGAAAACCAUAGCAAUAACCCUAUCGCAUCACCGACCACUACUUCACAAUUGAUUACUCAAGCAUCUUCAAUUUUGGAUGAGACUAGUUCACAACAAAAAGCUACAUCUGCCGGAAACACUCAAAGUCAUUCGAAUUCAGAAUCCAUAACAACUGCAACUAAGGUAGAUAAUAAUACUAAACAGUCAAAUAACAUUCCGACCUCCACAACUGUCACGGGUUCUUCUUUCGAUGAUUCAAAUUCACAGAAUAGUAAUCAACAGGAUACUUUACCAACCACGACGCCGACGAAUUCAAUUUCUCAAAGUCCUACGGUUAAUGGAACUAAUAAUAUUCACAACCCUGAGUCGAG
Molecule: messenger RNA, 459 nt
Organism: Ambispora leptoticha
Lineage: Eukaryota; Fungi; Glomeromycota; Glomeromycetes; Archaeosporales; Ambisporaceae
Source: the annotation of a GenBank genome assembly